AGAAAAUAUUUCUACCACUGUGUCCGCUGCAUCGACGUCAAAUGUGGAGAUGGCUUUUACCCGGAAUCCAGACCAUGGAAGAGUCGGCACUUCACCUCCCCACUGUAGAGACAAUGGUAGACCCUAGGCCGCGGCCCUACCCGAAAUACUACAGCGCCCUAGCCCCACAGUUCAUUCGUGUAUUUGAACUCGAGGCGGGCGAGUUCUCCGACCCCAUAGUCGGACGUCUAGUCCCGCAGCCAAUCGACGGGGAGCCAUACGAGGCCAUCUCGUACGUCUGGGGCGACACGAGCGACCGACGCGACAUCACCGUCCAAGGCAAAACGCUCUCGGUCACCGCGAGCCUGCAGGCAGCGCUCACUGCCUUUCGCAACAUUCCCCUGCCCGACAGUGCUUAUGGCAGUGAUGCAGACGACGAUGCUUCCAGCCACUCGGGAGCCGCAGGAUCGGCACAGGUCAUGCAGCAGAGACGGCGACCCGUGAGACGACUGUGGGCCGACGCGGUCUGCAUCAACCAAGAGGACCUGAGCGAGCGCACAUCGCAGGUCGAGCUCAUGGGGCGGAUCUUUGCCAGCGCGCACCGCGUGCUGGCCUGGAUGGGUUGGGAAAAGGGCGUCGAGGGCCGCCGGCAGACGCGCGACGCCAUCCGGUUCAUCCACGACUUUAUGGAAGAUCCCGAGAGCCGUCUUGUCGAGGCGCGCAUUCUGCUACAUCACGACCCCACGGAUCCGCAUACAGUCGGCGACCCCGCGGACGGGACGCUCGCGCUGCUGUCGGAGGAGGAUCGGGCCCGGUAUCGGGAGCAGGCGCGCUGGUGGAGUGCCGUCAAGUUCUUCUUCGACAUUGAAUACUUUCACCGCACCUGGAUCGUGCAGGAGCUCGGUCUUGCGCGUGAGGCCAUCGUGUAUACUGCGCUCUGGCCUGGUGCAGACGCAGGAGAGGGCAAGUCCCAGCCGCUGGAGCUGCACUCGGUCGACUGGCCGCUUCUGGGCCGGUUCGUCAAGUUCUUGGACUACAAUGCGGCGUCGCUCGUGACCCACCUCGGGCUGCUCCUCUGGGUUGCGCACCACAUUUUGAUGAUUUGGGAGGUCAACAAGGACGGUACGCCCUCGUGCGAUUUCCUCACCGGGAUGCACUGGGCGCGCAUCCUUGGUGUGACGGACCCGCGGGACCGCGUCUACAGUCUGCUGGGCCACCCACUGGCCGUCAUGGAUGGUGUGCCCGUCAUCAAGCCAGACUACACAGUUACACGUGGCAUCGUAUACACAAAACUGGCCGUCACCUUUAUCCAAAAGACGAAGAAUCUCUAUGUCACCACCCUCGUCGACCACGAAGAGGACGUUUCCGUCGAGGAGAGGGACUGGGAUCCUGAGGACGAGGGUAGGAUGCCCAGCUGGGUGCCGGACUGGCACAGCAUCAACAGGACCACCCCACUGAGCUACUCGGUGGUGCCGGCUGAGGAGGAAGACGCCGACAUCCGCAUCGAAGGUGACAUAGACGGCACAAAGGGGAUGCCCAUGCCGCACCUCAUCGUCCGAGGCUGGGUGAUUGACGAGAUCGCCGGAGUGUCGCACCGCAUGGAGACGGCCGACUUUCCCGUAACAAACCUCGCACGAGAGCAAGCAAAGAAGAACCCCUUCUGGCUGGAUCGACUGUGGAAUGUGGUAUUCCCCGCCGACGGCUCCACGGAUGGCAACGCCCUCGAGGUCCUGGAAUCACUCUCUCUGGCCUUGCCGCUGGGCACCAGGGAGAAGGACGAGCCGAUGACCACAGCAGGCUCCCAGCAGCCGCUGGCCGAGCAUCAACGGUCGUUCGCCGCCUAUGUGGUCGAGUACCACAAGCUGCUCCACUCGGUACCCGAAUGCCACGGUGGAGGCGAAAACAUCAGCUACCUUCCUGAACGCUCGCUGCUCGACAUGCUGCCGCCCGACGCACAGGCCGAGAUUCGCCGUCGUGCCAAAGGCGCCACGGGCGAGAGGUUCGUGGAGUGCAUGACGUGGCCCUCUAUGUGUCGGGUCGCGUACCGGACGGCAUCGGGGCUCGUCGGCAUGGGCUCACGCGUCACGCGGCCAGGUGACCUGGUAUGUCGCGUGAGGGGUUCGCCAGCCUUGAUGACGCUGCGUCGCAUCAGGGGUGGUGCAGGGUGCAACCACACCAUGGGGGCCGAGAUGGACACAGGGGCGGACGACACUGCGACUACCUGCUACGCGCACGUUGCGCCCACCGUCGUGCCGGCCCGCAUGGUCCGAGGCAUCACGGACGGCGGGGAGUUUGGCGAAAAACCUGCGGAAUUUCGCAUAAUCUAGAACGUUGGAGCUUUUGAAGGUCGGCUCUAAAGUCUACUCACGCACUCGUUUGGAAGUAUGUCCAAGUCGUCAACAAACGCGCAUUUUUAAGGCUUGGUGAGCUUCCUUGGUGGAGAUGCCAGCUGUCGACAUAAAGCCUGCACACCAUUGGUUUCCAACCCAUAUCCAGAACAGCAUGGUACAGACUGUACAGUCAACGCCGCUGGGAUGCCACGGCAGAUACCUCCGCUGUCCAAGUCCUGAGAAAGUCGUCAACAUUUACGUUGCCUUCUCGCAACCAAAACACGCGACUGGUUGUAGAGAAAUUCCACGAGAGAAGUAGUUAUGCCCGGAAACUCGAGCGGGAAUGAAAUGCCCUAACCGAGCCUGGAGCUAUUCUACAUAGCCAAGGAAUACUCUACAGCGUUCAAGAGGUGUGUCUGCAGUGGGUCUGAUCUAGAAACUGUCUUGUAGCGGAGCAAAGGCUGUGUCAGUCCUAGGUUUGGUUGCGAGAAUCUACAGAGGGGGAGGGAAGACGCUCAUUUAGCCGUCUCCACAGCCCUGGAUUCAGGGUGUUUAUGUUAGACAAGACGUGGUUGUGUCUAGCGGGACCUAAUAGAUGAGCCCCUGGACCUGAACAGCCCAGAAUUUUCUUUCAACAAUCAAGGGAGCCUUUCGUAGCAAUUAAACAAAGGUAAGCGAUGCACCAUUUGAAUAUAUCUACAGCUUAGUAUAAAGGAUUUUGC
Messenger RNA from Pyricularia oryzae 70-15, 3031 nucleotides. RefSeq lists its product as uncharacterized. The record is from RefSeq and is a predicted model, not a curated record. Lineage: Eukaryota; Fungi; Ascomycota; Sordariomycetes; Magnaporthales; Pyriculariaceae. The transcript has a single exon. The coding region runs from base 42 to 2306 and encodes 754 amino acids.